AUUUCAAACGCCAUCGAGUUUUAAACGAACCGUCCAUCAGCCGGUCAACCGUCGGAGGGCCACGAGAGCGUUAAAGAAGAUAGGGGUUUGUUUGUUUUUUUUCCGGACAAAGUAUAAUCUUUCCGCGAGGGCAACAUGAGAGUGAGUGAAGUCCACGCAGCAGAAUCUGUUGCCUACCUCAACAGAGCUCUGGUCAGGCUGCAGGAUAUAUGGGAGGAAAUUGGGAUUCCUGAGGAGCAGCGCCUACAGAGAACCAAUGACGUCAACAAGCACAUCAAAGGUUUGCUGGACUUAAUGAUCGCAGAGGAAGAAGAGCUCAAGGAAAGAUUAGUAAAAAAAAUAGAUAUCUGUCGCAAGGAGCUCAAUAAUUUGUGUGUUGAACUUCAGCGGCCCCCCUUUGAGGAGGAGGAGGGCUGCACUAUGUUGCAGAUGGAGAAGAACAGCCGCACACGCCUUGAGGUGUUGAGGGAGCACAAGAAGCAGAGAAUGGAGGAGCUUAAAGGGCUCGUUGUCAAAGACCGUGAGCUGUGUGAUAUUAUGUGCACUACCCCUUUCUGCAUUGACCACGACUCUGUCCCAUCACUCAAACAACUGGAGACAUUUCAUGCCUACCUCGAUGAUCUGACCAAAGAAAAGUUGCGUCGUCAUAAUGAAUUUGUAAGCAUAAAGAAAGACAUUAUCACAUGCAUGGAUGAUCUGGAACAGAACCCGGAGACCAGCUUUGAGAUGGAUGUGAUGUGUGAACAUGAAGAAGCAUUUUGUCUGUCAAAUGACAACAUUGCUGCUGUUAAAAUGCUUCUCAGUGAGCUCCAGGAACGCAAGGCUCAGAAUGACCUCCGUUGUUUAGCUUUUCGCACUAAGAUCCAGGAGCUUUGGGAGAGACUUCAGAUUCCCCAAGAGGAGAGGGAACCACUCUCAGAGCAUAUGGUCAAAUCAAAGAAGAAAAACAUUGAGGCACUCGAAACUGAGGUUCAGCGUCUAGAGGUGCUGAAGAUGCAGAGCAUGAAAAGUGUAAUUGAGGCCAUCAGAGCUGAGAUUUCCAUUUUCUGGGAGAGAUGCUUCUACAGCCCAGAACAGCAGCAGGCCUUUGUUGCGUACCAUUGUGAUGAUUUCACUGAGGACCUUUUUAAUCUGCACGAGGACGAAGUCAGGAUUCUGAAAAAAUACCACGAGGACCACAAAGAACUCUUUGAGGGAGUAACAAAGUGGCAGGAGAACUGGACCUUGUACUUACAACUUGAUAAAAAGGCCAAUGAUCCUGCUAGGUUCAACAACAGAGGUGGGAACCUUCUCAAAGAAGAGAAGCAGAGGACCGACCUGCAGAAAAGUUUGCCUAAGCUGGAAAAGAGUCUGAAGGCCCAAAUUGACGAGUGGGAGCAGGAGCAUGGCAAAGAGUUUCUGGUAAAUGGACAGAAGUUUCUCGACUAUGUGCAGGAGCAGUGGCAGCAGCACCACAGUGAGAAGGAGAAAGAGAAAAUGGAAAGGCAACUAAAGAAAACUAAACAGACUCAGGAGGACAUGUUGUAUGGAACAGCUGUGAAGACACCGUCCAAAAGACGGAUAGCAGGGACUCCCACUCCGGGAAAAAUAAAGAAGCUCAAUGGCAUGUCGACCAUCUCCACUCCUAACAGCUUCCUUAGCUCAGGCCUCAGUGGGACCAUGUGUUAUUCCUCCGCCCAGAAACCACCACUGUCUGCCAGCAAGGCCACACUGCGGAGUAGUGACCAGCACUGUGCCUCACAGCAGGAGGGUCGCCAGGCAGGACACACCAAGGACAAACCAUCCAGAGCGUGUUUUGUACCUGAAGCAUAUUAUGCAAACAGAUAGUCCUUUUUGUUUUUUACAAUAUGCAGUCUUAUCAUUAGAUGUCAGUAUUUCUUACAAACUGGACCUUUUAAUAUUGUAAACAUGUGUAUACUUACCGUUUACUUUGGUAGUUUUGAUGUUGCAUCUAUAAACCUGUUGUGAACAUCCUAUCAUCACGCAUUAUCAUUCUGGAUGGUCUUG
Messenger RNA from Solea senegalensis (Senegalese sole), 2007 nucleotides. RefSeq names its product protein regulator of cytokinesis 1-like. NCBI's taxonomy places the organism in Eukaryota, Metazoa, Chordata, Actinopteri, Pleuronectiformes, Soleidae. The coding region runs from base 136 to 1827 and encodes 563 amino acids. Gene Ontology annotation, cellular component: cytoplasm; mitotic spindle midzone; spindle. Gene Ontology annotation, molecular function: microtubule binding. Gene Ontology annotation, biological process: microtubule cytoskeleton organization; mitotic spindle midzone assembly. The transcript is spliced from 13 exons. The record is from RefSeq and is a predicted model, not a curated record.